UAUAACAAGACUCCUAUUCCGUACAUGUGAUCAUAAUGUCAUAAAUAGUUUGGAGUUGAAAUGAACUUAAAUGUGUGCGUUUGUUACCGUUAGCUGAAUAUCGAUCUCCGAAUGGGAGUUUCUUUAAUGUCGAUGAAAGUAGGACUACGACUUUUUAGUGUUGUGUUUCUAUGGGCCCCCAUAUAUUGCCUUAUUUGGGAGUCGUCCCCUUAAUAGUUGGCUAGUCCUAAACUCAACCCUUUGGUCCUUCAUUUCCAGUCGGUAUUUGUGUUUGUCUAGCUUCUACGUGAUACAGUGUGACAAGGUUAUUAGCAAUGUCAAUGGAACAUCCCAAUUUGCCACCUCCACCACUGCUGCCUCCUCCACCACCUCCACCUCCUCCCACAGUGCCAGGACCGUCAGUGCCCGGGAAAAAGAAGCUCUAUCAGGCCAUAGCUGAGGGAAGGCCCGCUGUAGAGGGAGACCAUGAGGAGGCUCUGUGCCUUCUCAAGCAAAGGGAGAUUGGCUUUAGGAAAGACCUACAGUGGUUGCUGCUCAACAAAUAUGUGCCUUCUCUUAUUCAGGAUGGUCCGCAGUGUGGUUUAGUGGCCUUGUGGAUGGCAUCACGAUUGCUACAGCCGGCAAGGAACAUUUCCAUGGAUGUGGUAGUUCAAACAGCACUGACAAAGGGUUAUACUGUGCAAGGGGAGAUGUUUUCAGCUAAGGACAUGACCUCACUUGCACAGGAGGUCUGUGGAUGUAAAGCAGAGCUUCUGAAAGGGGGAAUGGAUGGGGUCAACUUCCCCCGAAUCCUGAGGCAUCUCAUCGAGGGACAGCCUGUUCUCAUACCAUAUGACGAGGACUUCAACCAUGAGCCCUGUCAGCGCAGUGGUCACCGAGCGCACUGGGCAGCGGCAUCAGGUAUAUUGGUGGGUUUGACCAUUAACAGUUUGGACAUCAGGCAGCUCCACUCUGACCCGUCUCUUCCCUGGGUCUUCAUGCCUCGGGAGGGGGACCCUCCUGUGUGGUCCAUGGAUAGUGUGCAAGAUGUGUAUGUUUUAGCCAAGCAGGGCAAAAGCCUACGAUAUCAGUUGUGGAACUUUGGAAUUGUGACUGAAAGCAAUCGGCAACUCAGAGAGUUGGAUCCGCAGCGGGCAAAUGAUGGGACAAGCUAUGUGCUGCCCCCUGGUGGUGUGGAAAUGGGAUUGGCUGGCCAGGCGGUGCUGCUCCACACCAAAAUACCAGCUUCCUGAAAGUCCAGUCAACUAAAAAAAAAGACUCAACCCAAAAGAAGUUGCAGUAGUAAUGUUUCAUAGUUUAUGAAUACCCUCCUGCAUCAUAUAUUAACAAAUACCAUCAUAGAUUUAGUGGAACAUACUUUUUUCAAAGUAAAAAGCUAAGUUUGGACUAAUAUUAGAGUGAUGUGGUCUUGUAUAUUUUAUAAAUAUUGGAGGAUCUAUGUUCACCUAUCCAACAUAUCCGGUGUCUUUUUCUAACAUCUGUGGGCUCAAUCUGUGUAUUAGAACACUUUCAGUGAAUAGUGUUUAAUGCAAAGUGAAUAGUGCCGAAACUCUACAUAUAGUAUUGUUUUGAAAACAUAUUCGUGCCUUCAACUAAAAAAUCUACAUUUUAAGUAUUUUUAGCAUAUUUUUGACAAAGGACAGGAAGCAGUAGGAGAGAGAUAUGGGGUGGGAUCGGGAAAUGACCAGGGUCGGACUUCUACCAGGGUCCUCAAUAAUGAAAUGAAAUAAGACAAUUCUGAGGUAAUGAAUUGAUUAUAACCUAAUUUGAUUGGUUUGGAUUCAAAAAUUUUUGUUUUUCAGUAAGUGACGAUGUGAAAGAACACUACAAGAGCAAUACAGUAAUUUGCUGUGUAUUGGCUGCAUUUUGUAUAAACCACAGGACAGUGCUUUAUGCAAAUUAAACAAAACCAUGUAUUAACAACACCCGGGUAUUAAACGCAGUGUCCAAUAGCCCAAUGAAUCAGAGUCAUAUUGUGAUUUAAUCAUAAAGAAAAGAAAUGUAUUCACAUAGCCCGCCCCAAUAUAUUAACCUAUAGCUGAAGAAAUGUAGCAAAAUGAAACCUUGAUUAAUUAUAGGAAAUUAUGUUAUAUCACAAAACAAAACACUAUAAAACUAGAUCACAAAAGUAUGUUGAAAAGCCCCCCCCGAGUUCAACCUCUGAACUGACCUUGACCCACUAAGUACAUUGCGAAAUGCAUUAAAAUGCAAGGAUUUAAAGGGACAUCCGGCAACAUUUUCGUGUUAAUUAAUCAUCUUCGUAAGUCGGUAUAUGGUCAAAUGA
This is a messenger RNA of Alosa alosa (allis shad), 2284 nucleotides long. It is a transcript of the gene actmap, whose product is annotated as chromosome 15 C19orf54 homolog. The transcript is spliced from 7 exons. Bases 315 to 1232 code for a protein of 305 amino acids. Lineage: Eukaryota; Metazoa; Chordata; Actinopteri; Clupeiformes; Clupeidae. The record is from RefSeq and is a predicted model, not a curated record.